AUGUAUCCAGAAGGUGUAUGCAAUUUCCAUCCAAACUGGACUUUCCGUGUCUCCCUGGAACUUCUUUCUACACAAGGCAAGUUUAUCCCCAACUACAAGUGUGAUGUGCAGGCUAAUUUAGCAGUGGUUAUUGGAGGACCUAAUGCUGAUGUGUGUCUCUUCAUGGCAACCAUCUUGUGCAUCUAUAAGAUUCCACAGUUGGCAUAUGGGUCUUCGCCAGUGAUGAAUGACAUAUCCCAAAGAGUUUUCCUUCGCCAGAUAUUUCCAGAUGUCCACCAGCAAUACAAGGGGAUUAUACAGCUACUGUUUUAUUUCCAGUGGAAGUGGAUUGGAGUGAUGUUCAUUGAGGGUGAGAAUGGGGAGAGAUUCAUAGAAAAUGAGCUACCCAAGUUUAUCCAUGAAGGUAUCUGCUUUGACUUCAUAGAAAAAUUCCCACAACUCAAGUUUUCAACCGAAAUCACUAAAAUGGUUUCAGAUGGAGAGAAAACUUCUAGAAUCAUUAUGGGAGCGACUUCUAAUGUGGUAGUUGUGCAUGGGGAAAUACAAACAAUGGCAGUUAUAAGAGUAAUGCUUCAUAUGUCUGAAUUUGAGGAGAUCCCAAUGAAAACCAAAGUAUGGAUUUUUGUAGCCCAGAUGGAUUUCACAUCGUUGUCUUUUCAACGAAGCUGGCCCAUUGACUUCCUGCAUGGUGCACUCUCUUUCGCAGUCCACAGUGAGGAAGUGUUGGGAUUCCACGAAUUCCUUCAGCACACAAUAUUCACAUCUCAAAAAGAAGAUCUUUUUUUCAGAGAUUUCUGGAAAGAGGCAUUUCAGUGUUCUUCCUCCAGAAUUCCUGAAGAAACAAUGAAUGAAGACAUCUGCACUGGAAAAGAGAACUUGGGUCAACUUCUUGGGUCAAUUUUUGAAAUGAGCAUGACCAGUCACAGCUACAGCAUCUAUAACGCUGUCCAUGUAUUGGCAGAGGCUUUGCACGCUAUGUUCUCAUCUACAGAGAAGAAAGGAGCCAGACGAGAUAAGCAGAGACAGCAGCUUCUCAAUCAACCAAGCUGGCAGCUUCACCACUACUUGAGAAGUGUUUCAUUUAACAACAGUGUCGGCGAAAUGCUUUCCUUUAAUUUCAGGGGGGAACUAAUAGCAGGAUUUGAUAUUAUCAAUUGGAUCACAUUUCCAAAUCAGUCCUUUGUUAGAGUCAAAGUUGGAAGAACGGCACCACCGAAUGUCCCUGACAAAGUAUUCACUAUUUCUGAAGAUGAAAUCCAAUGGCCCAAGGCUUUCAACCAGGUGCUACCUCUUUCUAUGUGUAAUGAACAUUGCAAGUCUGGAUAUAGUAGGACAAAGAUUGAAGGGAAACCAUUUUGCUGCCACAAUUGCCAUCAAUGCCCAGAGGGGAAGAUAUCUCAUGUAAAGACUUUGGUGCUUCAUCUCUUCAUUAAGCACAGGGAGACUCCCAUUGUCAAAGCCAAUAACCGGAAUCUCAGCUAUGUUCUCCUCAUUUCCCUCUUGCUUUUAUUCCUUAGCAUUUUGCUUUUCAUUGGACAACCCACGAAGCUACUGUGCCUCAUUAGACAAACAGCUUUUGGCAUCAUCUUCUCAAUAGCUGUUUCUUCUAUUUUGGCCAAGACCAUCAUUGUGGACCUCGCUUUCAUGGCCUCCACACCAGGAGGUAGGAUGAGAAUGUGGUCUAGGAAACACAUGGCCAACUGCAUUCUUAUUUCCUGUUGUUUUACUCAAGCCUUGAUUUAUAGUUGGUGGUUGGUAAGUGCACCACCCUUUCCAGAUGUUGACAUGCACUCUAUGAUGAAAGAAAUUAUCCUGGAGUGUAAUGUAGGAUCUGUCACCAUGUUUUACAUUGCCUUGGGCUUUCUGGGCUUCUUGGCUAUCAUCAGUUUCACGGUGGCCUUCCUGGCCAGGAAUCUGCCUGACAGUUUCAAUGAAGCCAGGUUUAUCACCUUCAGCAUGUUGGUCUUCUGCAGUGUCUGGGUGUCCUUUGUUCCGACUUAUUUAAGCACAAAGGGCAAGUACAUGGUGGCCGUGGAGAUUUUUUCCAUCUUGGCCUCCAGUGCUGGUUUAUUGCUCUGCAUCUUUUACCCUAAAUGCUAUAUCAUUGUAGUGAGGCCUGAACUGAACAGCAGGAAGCACCUAAGAAGAAAAUAA
This is a messenger RNA of Ahaetulla prasina, 2154 nucleotides long. RefSeq names its product vomeronasal type-2 receptor 26-like. Gene Ontology annotation, cellular component: membrane. The transcript has 6 exons. Gene Ontology annotation, biological process: G protein-coupled receptor signaling pathway. NCBI's taxonomy places the organism in Eukaryota, Metazoa, Chordata, Lepidosauria, Squamata, Colubridae. The record is from RefSeq and is a predicted model, not a curated record. Gene Ontology annotation, molecular function: G protein-coupled receptor activity. The coding region runs from base 1 to 2154 and encodes 717 amino acids.